Messenger RNA from Colletotrichum spaethianum, 1917 nucleotides. RefSeq names its product general amino-acid permease GAP1. Gene Ontology annotation, biological process: amino acid transmembrane transport. The transcript is spliced from 2 exons. Lineage: Eukaryota; Fungi; Ascomycota; Sordariomycetes; Glomerellales; Glomerellaceae. Gene Ontology annotation, molecular function: amino acid transmembrane transporter activity. Gene Ontology annotation, cellular component: membrane. Bases 1 to 1917 code for a protein of 638 amino acids. The record is from RefSeq and is a predicted model, not a curated record.
AUGGCGCCGUACAACGAAGACGUGGAACUCAGCGCCAUCAAGAUCAAGGAAGACUCCCUCACCCUAGGGAGCAGCUACAGCAUGCGGCGCGAACCCAUCUACGACCCGGGCCCCGCGCCGGGCCUCUUCUUCCGCGUCCUCGAGAGCUUCAAGCGCGACCCGAGCCAGAUAGCCGAGAACAGGCGUCACGUCCGCCGGGGAAGAUCGAAGAGCAACUCGUCCAUGGACCUGGAGCCGGGCCACGAGCGCGUCCUCAACGGCGUGCACUACUACGACAUCCGCCUCGCGAACCAGCAGACCUCGAACACGCUGCUGAGCAGGAAGCUCAAGGGCAGGCACCUGCAGAUGAUUGCCAUCGGCGGGUCCAUCGGCACGGGGCUGUUCGUGGCAUCUGGCCAGGCGCUCGAGGUCGGCGGGCCGGCGUCGCUGUUGAUCGCCUUUUCACUUGUGGGUGCCAUGCUGUAUUGCACUUGCCAGGCUCUGGGCGAGCUGGCCGUUGCGUUCCCGGUGGCCGGUUCGUUCUCGGCCUACUCCACGCGGUUCCUGGACCCCUCGUGGGGUUUGCCAUGGGCUGGAAGUGAGUAUACCACCCGCUGUCCGUCGUCGUUCGCGUUAUCAGCCCGGGUGGCUAACGUCUGGUGCAGCUACGCUUUGCAGUGGUUGAUUGUGCUUCCUCUCGAAAUCAUUGCUGCCUCCAUAACGAUAACGUAUUGGGACCCAAGCAUCACCAAAGCGAUCUUUGUCACAAUCUUCCUCGUCGGUAUCAUUACUAUAAACCUCUUUGGCGUCAAGGGAUACGGAGAAGCCGAGUUCAUAUUCUCCAUCAUCAAGAUCAUCGCAGUGAUUGGCUUCAUCCUGCUGGGAAUAGUCCUCAACUGCGGAGGGACCCCGGACUCUGGUUACAUCGGCGGCCAGUACUGGCAGACUCCCGGCGCGUUCCACAACGGCUUCAAGGGCCUCUGCAGCGUCUUCGUCACCGCCGCCUUCGCCUUUGCGGGCACCGAGCUGGUCGGCCUGGCGGCGGCCGAGGCGGCGAACCCGCGCAAGUCGCUGCCCACGGCCAUCAAGCAGGUCUUCUGGCGCAUCACCCUCUUCUACGUCGUGGCCCUCACCCUCAUCGGCCUGCUGGUCCCCUACGACGAGAAACGCCUCCUCGGCGCCAACUCCUCGGUCGACGCGGCCGCGUCCCCCUUUGUCAUUGCCAUCGAGAACGCCAAGAUCGAUAUCCUCCCCUCCGUUAUGAACGCCGUCAUCCUCAUCGCCGUGCUCUCGGUCGGGAACUCGGCCGUCUUCGGCUCCUCCCGUACCCUCGCCGCCCUGGCAGACCAGCACCAGGCCCCGCGCUUCCUCUCCUACGUCGACCGCAAGGGCCGCCCGCUGAUGGCCAUCGGCGCCGCCGCCUUCGUCGGCCUCGUCGCCUACCUCGCCGACCUCAAGCAGCAGGACCAGGUCCUCGACUGGCUCCUCGCCAUCUCGGGCCUCUCGUCCAUCUUCACCUGGGCCUCCAUCUGCCUCUGCCACAUCCGGUUCCGGCAGGCCUGGGCCCGCAAGGGCCACGGCCUGCACGAGCUCGCCUUCCGCUCCCAGGUCGGCGUCCUGGGCUCCUGGUGCGGCCUGAUCAUGAACCUCCUCGUGCUCGUCGCGCAGUUCUGGGUCGGCGCCUUCCCCGUCGGCUGGGAGAAGUGGGAGGCCGAGGCCGUCGCGCGCAACUUUUUCCUGCGCUACGCCGCCUUCCCCAUCGUCGCCAUCAUGUACAUUGUCCACAAGUUCUACUUCCGCACCGUCUUGAUCCGCGUCGACGACAUGGACGUCGACACGGGCCGCCGCGACUUCAACCUCGGCAUCCUCGUCGCGCAGGAGCAGGAGGAGAGGCGGUCGUGGCCCAAGUGGAAGCGCGUCUACAAGUUCCUGUGUUGA